GGAGGAUUUGCGCGAUGAGUAACCACGAUCAACGGUAUCUUAUCAUCGGUUUUGUUAUCAGAGGCACUCGGCUUCAUACAGAAAAACCAACUACAGUUCUCGGCGUAAGGUUCUGUUGACGGUGGUCGCGCCAGGAAUCAUGGAUUACCGAUGUUUCAUCGCCGUUGUUCUCGCUUCUGCGAUUGCUGAAAUCGUCGCCAGCAAUACAAGCGAAACUGCGACAGCUGGAACAACCGAGCCGGAGAACGGAACGUCUGAAACGGAACUUCCAAGUUUGUGCAGCGUGUGCAACUGCGAAGAUGACAACGUAGAUUGCGCGAACAAAACUUUGACUGACCACUUCAAAGACGUACAAUGGCCAAACAAAGCUAUAAAAGUUGCGUCGUUCAACGGGAAUUUGCUGGUUCAUGUGAAACAGUUCCCACAAAUAGAAAUCAGGAAAUUGAUCCUGCAAAGGAACAAGAUCACGAAAAUCGAUCAUCGAGCUUUCAAACAGAUAAUUAACCUUACGGAAUUGGACCUGAGUCACAAUCAACUAACGUCGGAGAAUUUGCAACCCCAGGUGUUCGAGGGCAAAUUCUCGAUGGCAGAUUACGAGCCAUUGGGAAAGCUGUUGAUCUUAAAUUUGGCCCACAACGUGCUCCAUUCGUUGCAUCAAGAUCUUUUCGAGCAUAUGACGAGCCUGAAAGUGUUGAACCUUUCCUGGAAUCUGUUUACGAAGAUCGAUAGUCGCACAUCGCUGGCGAUCAGCUCUCUUCUGAAUCUAGAAGAGUUAGACUUGAGUUACUGCGGUCUGAAGACACUUCCGGACAGCCAGUUCCAGUCGUUCAGGUAUCUUAAAAAGCUGGAGUUGAGCGGAAAUCGGCUAACAUCGCCGCCAAGUGCCCUCGAAGAAGCAACGGUGCUCGAGGCCCUUUACCUAGAUGAAAAUCCGAUUCAAAUAAUCGGUCCGGAUCAUCCACAUCGGUUCCCAGCGAUGACGAAACUGAAAUUGUUAAGCCUCUGUUGCAUGCCUUAUUUGACGACAGUUGGACCACAGGCUUUUUCAGGCCUGGCCUCCCUCGAGAAUCUUACUAUAAACAAUUGUCCAAAACUGGAGACGAUCGAUGACUAUGCUCUUGCCAAUCUCAAGAAUGACACGGAGGGACCUGUGUGGCCGCCACUAAAGAAACUCGAUCUAUCAGAUAACGCCCUGCGAUACUUGCCUCAGCUAUUCGUAGCAAGGUGGGACUGGCUUGAAGAAUUGGAUCUGAUGAACAACAAAUGGAGCUGCGAUUGCAAUAAUCAAUAUCUGAUCAAUAGACUGCUGCCGAAGUACGGGUCGAAGCUGAUGGGGAAGCAAAUGAAUUUACUCACCUGUGCUUUGCCGCCGGAACACGCUGGCAAGAACCUGAUAUCGUUAUCCAAUCGGAAGUUGCGUUGCUUGGACUUGAAUGGCGCAAGGCCGGAAAAAGACGCGACGAUCCUCAUCGGCGUGUUGAUCGGUAUAAUGCUCGCCAUUCCAGUUUGCUUGACGAUCUUCAUUUUCUGGCGUCGUGGCUUCUUCUUCUGCGGCAGCCAAAAUCCUGCAAGUUUCUCACGAGCUUUCUACAAACGAACCAUGAACGACGAGGAAUACUAAAUUUCCUUUUUUUUUUUUUUUAUCU
Heterotrigona itama is the source of this 1646-nucleotide messenger RNA. Lineage: Eukaryota; Metazoa; Arthropoda; Insecta; Hymenoptera; Apidae. The record is from the annotation of a GenBank genome assembly.